AUGAGCGUCAUUUCUCUGCUCUUCUUCUUAACUCUCCAUCAUGGCUUUCUCUUGGCAUCUCCGGCUGUCGACCAGUUCACAUUCGAUGGCUUCGCGGGCGCGAACCUCUUGCUCGACGGUACUGCGGAGGUCACCGCAGACGGCCUCCUCAUGCUGACGAACGGCACGACUCUGCUGAAAGGCCACGCCUUCUACUCUUCCAUUCUGCGGUUCCACGCCGCCGCCUCAACCCCGCGAUCCUUCUCCACGGCCUUCGUGUUCGGCAUCCUCAGCGAGUACGCCGACAUCAGCAGCCCCGGGCUGGCCUUCGUGGUCUCCAAGAGCAGCAACUUCUCGACGGCGCUGCAGAGCCAGUACAUGGGCCUGGCCAACGCGGCCAACAACGGCAAUGCCAGCAACCACUUCCUGGCCGUCGAGCUAGACACCGUCGUCAACGCGGAGUUCGGGGACAUGAGCGGAAACCACGUCGGGAUCAACGUGGACGGCCUCAAGUCCGUCGUCGCCGACAACGCGGGGUACUACGAUGACGGCACCGGUGCGUUCAGGAACAUGAGCCUGCUAAACCGCACGGCCGCGCAGGUGUGGGUGGACUUCGACGCGCUCACCUCGCUGGUCAACAUCACCAUGGCGCCCCUGGAGGUGCCCAAGCCCAAGAGGCCUCUGCUCUCCGCCACUGUGAACCUGUUGUCGGUUAUCCAAGACGAAGCUUACGUCGGCUUCUCGUCGUCCACCGGCGUCGUAUCGAGCCGCCACUACGUGCUUGCCUGGAGCUUCAGGAUGGACGGGCUAGCCCCGCCGCUAAACACACAGAAGCUGCCGGGUCUGCCGUUCACGAUCCCCAAGCGCUCGUCGAAGAUGCUGAAGAUCUUGUUGCCGAUAGCAUCUGCGGCAUUGGUGUUGGCACUGGCUAUCACAGUGAUCGUAAUUGAUCGGAGGCGGCGCAAGUACGCAGAGCUGAAAGAGGACUGGGAGACGGAGUUCGGGCCGCACCGCUUCUCCUACAAGGAUCUGUUCCAUGCCACCAACGGGUUCUGCGACGAGCGGCUGCUAGGCAUCGGAGGAUUCGGGAGGGUUUACAAGGGAGUGCUUCCGGCGUCCGGGACGGUGGUUGCGGUGAAGAAGGUGUCUCACGAGUCGAGGCAAGGCAUGAGGGAGUUCAUCUCUGAGGUGGUCAGCAUCGGCCAGAUCCGGCACCGGAAUCUCGUCCGGUUGCUUGGGUACUGCCGCCGGAAGCGCGAGCUCCUGCUGGUCUACGACCACAUGCCAAAUGGCAGUCUCGACAAAUUUCUCUAUGAUCACAGCAUGCCGGUUCUCAGUUGGAGCCAGAGGCUGGGAGUCAUCAGCGAUGUCGCGUCCAGCGUGCUGUACCUCCACGAGGACUGGGAGAAGGUGAUUCUGCAUCGAGACAUCAAGGCGAGCAACGUCCUUCUCGACGCCGACAUGAACGCACGGCUGGGCGACUUCGGCCUCGCGAGGAUGUACGAUCACGGCACUGAUCCGCAUACCACGCACGUGGUCGGCACCAUGGGGUACCUCGCCCCGGAGCUCGGGCACACGGGCAAGGCCUCCAAGGCGUCCGACGUCUUCGCCUUCGGCGUGUUCAUGCUGGAGGUCGCGUGCGGGCGGCGGCCCAUCUCCCAAGAUGAGCACGGCGAUCACUUCCUGCUGGUGGAUCGCGUGGUCGAGCAUUGGCGCGAGGGGACGAUCACCGACGCAGUCGACCCACGUCUCCGAGGCGACUUCGCCGUCCAAGAAGCGAGCUUCGUGCUCACGCUCUGCUUGCUCUGCUCGCACCCUCUGCCCAGUGCGCGGCCGGGCAUUCGGCAGAUCAUGCAGUUCCUUGAUGGUAACACGCCGCUCCCGGAGUUAUCGGAAGCUCACCGAAGUGUCAACAUGCUGGUUCUAAUGCAGAACCAGGUGGUGCUUAACUCGCAUUCUUUGCCAUCCACGGUAGCUGGUAAUAUUUCUGACAUUCCUGGAGCGAGAUAA
Messenger RNA from Lolium rigidum, 1989 nucleotides. Its product is annotated as L-type lectin-domain containing receptor kinase SIT1-like. Lineage: Eukaryota; Viridiplantae; Streptophyta; Magnoliopsida; Poales; Poaceae. The transcript has 2 exons. Gene Ontology annotation, biological process: protein phosphorylation. Gene Ontology annotation, molecular function: protein kinase activity; carbohydrate binding; ATP binding. The coding region runs from base 1 to 1989 and encodes 662 amino acids. The record is from RefSeq and is a predicted model, not a curated record. Gene Ontology annotation, cellular component: plasma membrane.